Molecule: messenger RNA, 6284 nt
Organism: Chinchilla lanigera (long-tailed chinchilla)
Lineage: Eukaryota; Metazoa; Chordata; Mammalia; Rodentia; Chinchillidae
Gene: Fzd5
Product: frizzled class receptor 5
Exons: 2
Coding region: 612-2366 (584 amino acids)
Biological process (GO): non-canonical Wnt signaling pathway; canonical Wnt signaling pathway
Cellular component (GO): plasma membrane
Molecular function (GO): Wnt-protein binding; Wnt receptor activity
Source: RefSeq, a predicted model, not a curated record
GCAGCCCCGGCCCGGCCGGUGCGACUGCUGGCUCCCCGGCCGCUCACAGCCUUCCCCCGCCAGGUGCCGCGGGGCACGCUCGCCCUGCGCCUCGACCCGACUCCCCACGGCCUGCCCUCGCCCCGCUCCGCCCGGGUCAUGCGGGGGGCCCCGGAGGAAGAGACGGCGAGAGACCGGCCUGCGCCGGCCGCGCUCGGGGAGCGCCCUGCUCUCUGAGCCUCCCUACCUGCUAGCAUGUGUCGCCGCCGCGGGGACCCAGCCUGUCGCUAAACUUUCCCCGCGCCGGCGCGCCCGGGACUGCGCUUCUGAGCGGAGUGUCCGGGGGACUGGGGACCAGGCUGGCUGCAGACUUCGGCCCUCGGCAGGACCCCCAGAGAGUCCUUCCCCUGGGACCAGAGCCCGACCGUCCCUCCCUGGCCCUAUCCGGCGGCGAGGAGCCGCAGCGCCUGCCCGAAGCAGUUUGUCUCUGGACCGAUUUCUUUAAGAGAAAAAGAAACCAACAGGUUGUCAGCCCAGGCGCCCCGCGCGGCGCCCGGGACGGGGCGGCCCCGCACUCCUUGGCCUGCGUGGGCCCCUCUUGGGGCGCGGGAGGCAGAGGCCGGGCGGGGGCGAUGGCGCGGCCCGACCCGUGUGCGCCGCCCUCGCUGCUGCUGCUGCUCCUGGCACAGCUGGUGGGCCGGGCGGCGGCCGCGUCCAAGGCCCCGGUGUGCCAGGAAAUCACGGUGCCCAUGUGCCGCGGCAUCGGCUACAACCUGACGCACAUGCCCAACCAGUUCAACCACGACACGCAGGACGAGGCGGGCCUGGAGGUGCACCAGUUCUGGCCGCUGGUAGAGAUCCACUGCUCUCCGGACCUGCGCUUCUUCCUGUGCUCCAUGUACACGCCCAUCUGCCUGCCGGACUACCACAAGCCGCUGCCGCCCUGCCGGUCGGUGUGCGAGCGCGCCAAAGCCGGCUGCUCGCCGCUCAUGCGCCAGUACGGCUUCGCUUGGCCGGAGCGCAUGAGCUGUGACCGCCUCCCGGUGCUGGGCCGCGACGCCGAGGUCCUGUGCAUGGAUUACAACCGCAGCGAGGCCACCACGGCGCCUCCCAGGUCCUUGGCGCCCAAGCCCACCCUGCCGGGCCCGCCGGGGGCGCCCUCCUCCAGGGGGGAGUGUGGUGCGGGCACCCCGGCAGUUUGCACGUGCCGCGAGCCCUUCGUGCCCAUCCUGAAGGAGUCCCACCCACUCUACAACAAGGUGAGGACGGGCCAGGUGCCCAACUGCGCGGUGCCCUGCUAUCAGCCGUCCUUCAGCCCGGACGAGCGCACAUUCGCCACCUUCUGGAUCGGCCUGUGGUCAGUACUGUGCUUUAUCUCCACCGCCACCACAGUGGCCACCUUCCUCAUUGACAUGGAGCGCUUCCGCUACCCCGAGCGCCCCAUCAUCUUCCUGUCUGCCUGCUACCUGUGCGUGUCGCUGGGAUUCCUGGUGCGUCUGGUCGUGGGCCACGCCAGCGUUGCCUGUAGCCGCGAGCACAGCCACAUCCACUACGAGACCACAGGCCCUGCGCUGUGCACCGUCGUCUUCCUGCUUGUCUACUUCUUCGGCAUGGCCAGCUCCAUCUGGUGGGUCAUCCUGUCGCUCACGUGGUUCCUGGCCGCGGGCAUGAAGUGGGGCAACGAGGCCAUCGCGGGCUACGCGCAGUACUUCCACCUGGCCGCGUGGCUCAUCCCCAGCAUCAAGUCCAUCACGGCGCUGGCACUGAGUGCUGUGGAUGGGGACCCCGUGGCCGGCAUCUGCUACGUGGGCAACCAGAACCUGAACUCGCUGCGUGGCUUUGUCCUGGGCCCGCUGGUGCUCUACCUGCUGGUGGGCACGCUCUUCCUGCUGGCGGGCUUCGUGUCACUCUUCCGCAUCCGCAGUGUCAUCAAGCAGGGUGGCACCAAGACGGACAAACUGGAGAAGCUGAUGAUCCGCAUCGGCAUCUUCACGCUGCUCUACACGGUGCCCGCCAGCAUCGUGGUCAUCUGCUACCUGUAUGAGCAGCACUACCGCGAGAGCUGGGAGGCUGCCCUCACCUGCUCGUGCCCGGGCCGCGACACCGGCCAGCCGCGCGCCAAGCCCGAGUACUGGGUGCUCAUGCUCAAGUACUUCAUGUGCCUCGUGGUGGGGAUCACGUCCGGCGUCUGGAUCUGGUCCGGCAAAACGGUGGAGUCCUGGCGCCGCUUCACCAGCCGCUGCUGCUGCGGUCCACGGCGGGCGCAUAAGAGCGGCGGCGCCCUGCCCGCGGGGGACUAUGAGGCGAGCGCCGCGCUCACCGGCAGGACCGGGCCCCCGGGCCCCGCCGCCGCCUACCACAAGCAGGUGUCCCUGUCGCAUGUAUAAGAGCCUUCCUGGGAACCGAGGGGGAGGGAGCUGGCUAGGUAGCUUGUCGAAGGUCACUUCCGUUUACCUUCGUGGUGCUGACGCCCCCUCCCGGGGUGACUUGGGGUGGUCUCCAAGGAGUACUGUCUCGCUUCUCCAAGAGGCGCAGCUCACGUGUGUUGUUUUGCGUUUCUUACUGCCUUCUUUAGAGGAACCCUCUGUUUAAUUUAUAUAUAUUUUUCUUAAUUUUUAACUUUGUUGCAUUUUGGCAACACAAUUUACCUUUGCCCUGGGGGGAGCUUUACAAUCCUAACGUUGGCGUUGUAAUGCGUUUCCACUUGGUUCAGAUUUCUUUGAAUUGUGUGGUUUAAAUUGGGAAAACAUAUUUCCUAUCUGCGUCUUUUUUAAAAAUGUGAACAGUGAGAGUUUGGGUUGCCAUGACUGGGAAAGCGUGGAGUGUGGUUUUCCUUCCACUGCUGAGAGUGUCCGAGGUGCUCUGAGGCCAGCUGCUGCUUCCUGUGUUUAUCCCCAGCCCUCCCAAGGGGCGGGCCUGAUGUGGUCAGGGCCUCCCCAGGGUGACGGGUAGGGAGCGCUUAGGGAUUGUGCCUGCAUCCUUAACUUUGUGUGGGAGCUUUGCGUUCUUUCGGCAUGUCUUCUAGUCACUCUCGUUCCUAACAGAACCAGUGUCCGGUCUUGAAUAAGGUAGAGGUGGCAUUGUGGUGUCCAGCGUAAACACUGGCAAUAGGGAGAGCCCCGUGGAUUGUGAUUGGUUGAGCACGCAUUCUAAACUGUGAGAGGGUGAGCUUUUGAGCCGAGAGAGGGAGUGGGUGGUUCCUCACAAGCUUCAGUGAUCCCUUAUCAUUUCUUUUUUAAAGGAACUUGUGUUACAGUUUUGGUGAAAGUAAACCCACUCCCUUUAAAAAAGUAUAUAGGGAUCAUCACUAAAAGGGGCUCCCUUUUAAAAAGUUAAGGGACUAAAACGGAUAUGCUUCCAGUAAUUAAAGUAUAUUUCCAGUGCUUCUCUUAUCGGCUCCCUCCCACACACCUCCUUUAUCAUGUUAAACAGCCUUUUUGCUUUUCUUAUUCCUCCUGGCGAGCUGUGAUUAGAAGCCACACCCACCUGGAACUGAGUGCUUAGAUUGGGGGAGGGCGCCUGGCUACCUGUGAGCACACAUUGGCUGCACGGAGGGAAAACAAGUGUGUGACCCUGGACCGGGCUGGUUUGGAGCCAGAUGUCCCUGGAGCAGCCAGACUCGCUCUCAGAAUCUCUGAAAACAAAUGAAACCUAUAACUUCCUUGCAGAAGUCCUCAGAUAGGGAUCCGUGAAGGUUGCCGUCAGGGGAAAACUCUUUCCUCCCCUUCCUGCUCCUUUUCCUCCUGUUCUGCGUAAGCCCAGUGUUGAAGAGCUCGCACACACUCACUUCUUGCCGGUAGAAAAUUUACUUUGCUUUCACCUGUUUAACAUUCCUUCCUGCAUAUAUGAAAGCUUCUACAUUGAUGAAUACACACACGGGCACACACACUUGCGCGCAUGUGCACACAGGUUUCUUUGCCAUUAGAAAGUUCUGUUUGCUUUCCUAAUCUGUUUAAAUGUUCAUUGCUGACAACUGAGGCCAUGGUGGGGGAGGGGCGGCAGUGCAUCAGGGACAAAACACCAGAGACCUGGGACUAGGUGGGGACUGAAUUGAAGGAGCUAAAAUGGCCAAAGCCAUUGCUGGGAAAACAACCAGAGUCUUGACACUUGAGCUUCGUUUGCACCAAAGUGGGAGAAAUAAAAUUUCAGCCUAGGCUAAUUCUACUGCAUGAGUGUUGGGUAGAUAAAUGGGAGCUUAAAUACUUAGCUGGUGGGGAGAAGCCUCAUAUUGUACUCAGCUUGAAGGCCUUUGAAAAGCUGUUGAUAUUUCUUAAAAACACAGCUCCUCCUCUGAUCAAAAUUAAAAUUUUGGUGGAUCCACAAAAGCUUUAGCCCCCAUAGCUGUGGAGCUCUGUGCAUGUCUUAUCCUUCUGCUUAUCCGGAAGCCUCUCCUCACAGUAGACCCCCCAGGCCACAGCUUCUCUCCUGUCCGCAAUGAGGACCUUUCCUGAUUGCCUUGACCUCCGUCUCCCUUAGCCUCUGCUUUCCCUCUUUCUUUUCUCAUCUGCUAAAAGACGAAGAUCCAGCCACUCGCUUCUCUCAGGUCUUACUAACGUCAGCCACCUUGACUCAACCAGGGAGAGAAGCUGCAUACUUAGGGCCACUCCCUGUUCCCCCCACAUGCUCACUUUCCUCCACUCUGCUUUUUUGUUAUGAAAACAAAUCAGACUCAUGAAAACAGCUGUAAAAUGACAGGCGGUGGGGGAGGCCAGCAACUUCUUCCUAGGCAGCUUGGCCAAGCUGGGGAGGACUCAGGGCCCACUUUUGUCUCAAAUGGAGUCUCCAGGCUGCCCGGUGACCAUUCAGUUGGAAGCAUUGUCUGUCUCCCUAGGUCAAGGGGUGAAGAUUCGCAAGAUUGUCUCAAGGAAUAAUGGGGCCUCCGUGAAUCAGGUGGCCACAAUGUAGAGCGUUCUUAAACUUUAUGAUUUCCCUCCUCACCUUUUGAAGUUGUCUAAAUUGGCUGGCAAUUAUUUGUCUUGGUGCCUUAUUGGUUAUUCUGUCAGAUUUCCACGUGACCACCACCGGUGGCCGGGGCCUAUGUGUGUGUGUUGUGCGUAAUUGUGUGCAUGUACAAGCUUAAAUAAUGUGCCGACAGCACUGUUUCAAAGUUGGUAUUCAUUAGGCUGUUCCCUCCUGGGCCAGGGCUGCACUAAUCUUGACACAGGCUGCCAGGAGAAAACCUCCCAGAUCACACACGGCACCUUCAGAGCGGCGUCCGUGACCUGCACUCUCCAGUAGAGAAUGGGAACCCCAGAGCUAGGAAGCGCAGUUGUAUAUUUUAAUGAACUGCUCCCCCUGCUAAGAAGCUUCUUUCACUUUUGUGUGCUACAGAAAGACCCAGGGGGAAAGGAGGGACAAAGCUUUGAAUAACUGCUUUCUAACACCGAAUGUGGCAAACAGGACCGAGCACAUCACAAAUCUAGGCAGGUGUGAGGUACGGUAGCAAGGAAUGGCUUGCUCCCUCUGUGGGCCCUUUCUUGUCUCCAAAGUCCAAUCAAGUGAUCCUGGGGAAGAGCGAUGCCUGCGUUGGGAAGGAUGGUUCUGUAAGAAAGCUAAGACAUUAAAGAAGGGUGAAAGUAGGCAGGAUGUAAAUAACUGACCUGACUCAAAACACAGAAGCUUCUCGCAGCUUGAUGACAGUGACAGGAUUUUCUUUCAGCCAGGAUAAUGUGUGUCUGUGGUACAUCAUUUAUAACAAUAUUCGUGUUGCUACGAACUGUAUGUAUAGUAUGUAUGUUUUGCUGGUGUAUAUAUACAUAAUAUAUAUUAUAUAUAUGAGAGAUUUAGUGAAUUUGAUACGGGUUUGGUGCAGGUAAAUCUCUUACUGAGCCAAAUGAGUCAUAUACUGAGUCAGUAGCUGGAGUCCAGGGCAUUCGAUAGUUUUUAUGAUUUCCACGUCUGUAUGGUGCCCGUCCCACCCAGUGCGGUCAAGUCACAGCCAAAACUCACGCAUCAGAGCCAGCAGUAUUUUAUUUGUAGACAAUCAACUCGAAUCUAUAAAUUAUUACUGGCAAAUGAUUAUAAUUCUGAAUCCAUAACUCUAAUGAAACCCAGAGCAUCUCGAUAGGCUUUUAUUAUUUUCUUUUGUUCCUGGAAGUCAAUAGCACAGCAAUUAUCUGUGGUUAUGUUAGUCUCAAGAUACUUGUCGACCUUAUUAUUUCAGAGAAAUUUUGUAUGUAUUAUAUUUGUGGGAAGGUAAAAUAAUGGUUUGAGAUUUUUAUCAAAUAUGGAGAUUAGUUAUUUAUGAAAAACAAAGAAAUGUCUAUUUUUGUUUCUUUGUUCCCAAUUAAUGUAGAUAACUUUUA